AUGGGGUGUAAUCUAAGUAAGAGUGUGAAUGAUGUGAGAGGAAGUAAGGUAACUCAUGUGAAUAGUAAAAAAAUUAAUAAUAAACGAGAAGAUACAGAGGAUGGGGAAGAAAUAGCUAUAAAUCCUGGUAUGUAUGUUAGAAAAAAAGAAGGUAAAAUUGGUGAGUCCUAUUUUAAAGUUCGUAAAUUAGGUAGUGGGGCAUAUGGUGAGGUUUUAUUGUGUAAAGAAAAAAAUGGACAUGGUGAAAAAGCCAUAAAAGUAAUAAAAAAAUCUCAGUUCGAUAAAGGAAGGUACACAGAUGAUAAUAAAAAUAUAGAAAAGUUUCAUGAAGAAAUAUAUAAUGAAAUAUCAUUACUUAAAUCAUUAGACCAUCCAAAUAUAAUAAAAUUAUUUGAUGUAUUUGAAGAUAAAAAAUAUUUUUAUUUAGUUACAGAAUUUUAUGAAGGAGGAGAAUUAUUUGAACAAAUUAUUAACAGACAUAAAUUUGAUGAAUGUGAUGCAGCAAAUAUUAUGAAGCAAGUAUUAAGUGGCAUAUGCUAUUUACAUAAGCAUAAUAUUGUACAUAGAGAUAUAAAACCUGAAAAUAUAUUAUUAGAAAAUAAGAAUAGUUUAUUAAAUAUAAAGAUAGUCGAUUUUGGCUUAUCAUCUUUUUUUUCAAAGGAUUAUAAAUUACGAGAUCGGUUAGGUACUGCAUAUUAUAUAGCUCCUGAAGUUUUAAAAAAAAAAUAUAAUGAAAAAUGUGAUGUCUGGUCAUGUGGUGUAAUUAUGUAUAUUUUGCUUUGUGGGUAUCCGCCUUUUGGUGGACAAAACGAUCAAGAUAUUAUAAAAAAAGUUGAAAAAGGAAAAUAUUAUUUCGAUUUUAAUGAUUGGAAAAAUAUUAGUGAUGAAGCUAAAGAAUUAAUUAAAUUAAUGUUAACAUAUGAUUAUAAUAAAAGAUGUACAGCUGAGGAAGCUUUAAAUAGUAGGUGGAUUAAAAAAUAUGCAAAUAAUAUUAAUAAAAGUGAUCAAAAAACAUUAUGUGGUGCUUUAUCAAAUAUGAGAAAAUUUGAAGGAAGUCAAAAGCUAGCUCAAGCAGCUAUACUUUUUAUUGGUAGUAAAUUAACUACAUUGGAAGAAAGAAAAGAACUUACAGAUAUUUUUAAAAAACUUGACAAAAAUGGGGAUGGACAGUUAGACAAAAAGGAACUUAUAGAAGGAUAUAAUGUUUUGCGAAAUUUUAAGAACGAACUUGGUGAAUUAAAAAAUGUGGAGGAAGAAGUUGACAAUAUUUUGAAGGAAGUGGAUUUCGACAAAAAUGGAUAUAUCGAAUAUUCCGAAUUUAUUUCCGUGUGCAUGGAUAAGCAAAUUUUGUUCAGUGAGGAGAGGUUAAGAAGGGCCUUCAAUUUAUUUGACACUGACAAAAGUGGAAAGAUCACAAAAGAAGAGCUUGCCAAUCUAUUUGGCUUGACUUCAAUUAGCGAAAAAACAUGGAAUGAUGUUUUAGGGGAGGCUGACCAAAACAAAGACAAUAUGAUCGAUUUCGACGAGUUCGUGUCAAUGAUGCACAAAAUUUGUGACCACAAAACACUUUAA
Messenger RNA from Plasmodium vinckei vinckei, 1572 nucleotides. Its product is annotated as calcium-dependent protein kinase 1, putative. The transcript is spliced from 5 exons. Gene Ontology annotation, biological process: intracellular signal transduction; protein autophosphorylation; peptidyl-serine phosphorylation. Gene Ontology annotation, cellular component: nucleus; cytoplasm. Gene Ontology annotation, molecular function: calcium-dependent protein serine/threonine kinase activity; calcium ion binding; calmodulin binding. The record is from RefSeq and is a predicted model, not a curated record. Lineage: Eukaryota; Apicomplexa; Aconoidasida; Haemosporida; Plasmodiidae. The coding region runs from base 1 to 1572 and encodes 523 amino acids.